AUGGCUCCUGCUAAGGGAUUACCCAGUCAUAAGUCAUAUCCUAUUAUUCUUAGCCAAUGCUCAAAGGAAUACUGGUUUCCUGUUAAUGAUCUAACUACCUUUCUUCCUUGUGCAGUGGCCAAUGCUAAAAAGGCUGAUCCGAAAGCUCAGGCCUUGAAGACAGCUAAGGCUGUCAAAUCAGGUGGCCAAGUGUUUAAGAAGAAAGCUAAAAAGAUCAGGACAUCUGUUACAUUUCACAGGCCAAAGACAUUGAAGAAAGACAGGAACCCUAAAUAUCCUCGCAUUAGUGCUCCACCCAGAAACAAGUUGGACCAUUAUCAGAUACUAAAAUUUCCUCUAACCACCGAGUCUGCAAUGAAGAAAAUUGAGGAUAACAACACUCUGGUAUUUAUUGUUGAUCUCCGUGCUGACAAAAAGAAGAUUAAAUAUGCUGUAAAGAAGAUGUAUGACAUUCAGGCCAAGAAAGUGAAUACUUUAAUCAGGCCUGAUGGAACGAAGAAAGCGUAUGUUAGGUUGACUCCAGAUUAUGAUGCCUUAGAUGUAGCCAACAAGAUUGGUAUCAUCUAA
Sphenostylis stenocarpa is the source of this 567-nucleotide messenger RNA. The record is from the annotation of a GenBank genome assembly. Lineage: Eukaryota; Viridiplantae; Streptophyta; Magnoliopsida; Fabales; Fabaceae.